AAAUCACCUGCGCAGCUUCUACCACUCCCCCCACCGCUGUCACGGCGCUACUCUCCUCGCACUCCCCAACCACCGCCAACCUCCCACGCCGGCCGCGCCCAAACCCCGCAAAACCCUAGCCGGCCAACACCACCAUGCCGACCGCUCCUCCCUUCCUCUUCCUCCCCUUCCUCCUCUUGCUCCUCGUCUCCACCCCGCGCCCCGUGGCCCCCGCCUCCACCGACCGCGCCGCGCUCCUGGCCUUCCGCGCGUCCCUCUCCCCGCCCUCCCGCGCCGUGCUCUCCUCCUGGCGCGGCCCGCUCUCGGCGUCCUGGCUCGGCGUCUCCCUCCACCCGCCCGUCGCCGACGCCGACCCGCCCUCCGUCGCGGGGCUCGCGCUCCCGGGCCUCAACCUCUCCGGGCCGUUCCCCGCCGCGCCGCUCGCGCUCCUGCGACGCCUCCGGGAGCUCGACCUCUCCGCCAACGCGCUCUCCGGGGAGCUCCCUUGCUCCCUCCCGCGCUCGCUCGUCGACCUCGACCUCUCCCGCAACGCGCUCGUCGGGGCCGUCCCCACCUGCCUCCCCGCCUCGCUCCCGGCGCUCCGCACCCUCAACCUCUCCGCCAACUCCCUCCGGCUCCCGCUCUCCCCGUCGCUCUCCUUCUCCGCGCGCCUCGUCGCACUCGACUUCUCCCGCAACGCGCUUUCCGGCGCCAUGCCGCCGCGAAUCGUCGCCGACCCUGACGCAUCCGGUCUCCUCCUCCUCGACUUCUCCCACAACAGCUUCUCUGGUGAGAUUCCCCCCGCGAUAACCGCGAUCCGGAGCCUGCAGGGCCUGUUUCUUUCGGACAAUCAGCUGUCCGGCGAGAUUCCAUCCGGGAUUGGCAACCUUACCUACUUGCAGGCGCUGGAUUUGUCACUUAAUCGUCUGUCCGGUGUUGUGCCUCCGGGGCUCGCCGGCUGCUUCCAGCUUCUCUACCUGCGUCUCGGGGGGAAUCAGCUCACUGGGGCGCUCCGGCCAGAGCUUGAUGCUCUUGACAGUCUGAAGGUUCUAGAUUUGUCCAAUAACCAGAUAUCUGGUGAGAUUCCUCUGCCGCUGGCUGGAUGCCGGUCUCUCGAGGUGGUGAUCUUGUCUGGAAAUGAGAUCACAGGGGAGCUCAGUGGGGCUGUGGCGAAAUGGCGAAGCCUGAGGUUCCUGUCACUGGCUGAUAAUCAGCUCUCCGGCCAACUACCGGAUUGGAUGUUCUCUUUCCCAUUUCUCCAGUGGCUUGACCUGUCUGGCAAUAGGUUUGUGGGUUUCAUCCCGGAUGGUGGUUUCAAUACAAGUUCAGUGCUUAAUGGCGCAGGAGGUGUCCAAGGGUUUCCAUCAGAAGGUGUGAUUCCACCUCAAUUGUUUGUGUCAGCAUCUGUGGAUGCAACGGGCAUGCAGCUGGAGCUGGGGUAUGAUCUUUGGGCAGCUCCUGGGAUAGAUCUAUCAAGGAAUGUGCUCCAUGGGGAGAUACCUGAAGGGUUGGUUGCGAUGAAGGGAUUGGAGUAUUUGAACCUCUCUUGUAAUUACUUGGCUGGGCAGAUCCCUGCAGGGCUUGGUGGGAUGGGGAGGCUGCGGACGCUGGACUUCUCGUAUAAUGGCUUGUCAGGGGAGGUGCCUCCUGCGAUUGCUGCCAUGACAGAGCUCGAGGCGCUUAACCUCUCCUACAAUAGACUAUCGGGGCCUUUGCCAACAACCGAUGGGUUACAGAAGUUCCCAGGAGCAUUGGCAGGAAACCCUGGGAUAUGCAGUGGGGAAGGAUGCAGUGCGGAUGCAGGGAUGUCAGAAGGGAAAAUGGCUCGAAGUAACCUUCAUGGAUGGCUCGGUGGCUGGCAUGGAGAGAAUGGAUGGGUAUCCCUUGGGGCGUUCUGUAUCAGCACGAUGACUAGCUUAUGUGUCUCAAUGGCUACCUUGCUUUGUUCCUCCAAGGCUAGGAGCUUCGUAUUUCAACCUGUGAGGAUAGAAUAUUAACAUUGAAGGCAUGAUCGGCAAUAAGUUCUGUAAAUAAGAGAAUCUGUGUGAAGUAUGAGUGUUUUAGUGCGCAGCUAAUCUUGACCAAGGGAAGUUUGGUAACUUGUUCUAAUGAUCAGACAGUCUGUCGAGUGUUGCCCUAAUUGUUGUUGUACGGACGUCUAAAUCUGCUUCCGGUGUAUUUGCAUCUAUGCGAGCAUCAUCUGGUUGUAAUCCUGCCAUUUCAGAGGAUUGGGGACCAGGUUUUGUUUGAGAUCAGCGAGUCUUGUUACGGAGGAUGUACAUGGCCCUAGGCGCAAACUGGAGAAUGUUGUACCAUGAGCAAUUUCAGAUGUAAAUACCCUCUAUCCACUUUGUCAUGUUGGGUGCAGGUUUGAGUCGUAAAUUCUGUAUUUUUUUCCCCAGCUCAUUAGCUUUCUUGCUUGUAAUCUUGUAGAAUAACAUUUAGAUGAUGUUUCAAUUAUUUGACUGGAGAUGGUCGAUCUCUAUAAAUAUGUCUACCAUUGUUGCAUCGA
Brachypodium distachyon (stiff brome) is the source of this 2491-nucleotide messenger RNA. Its product is annotated as leucine-rich repeat receptor-like protein FASCIATED EAR2. The record is from RefSeq and is a predicted model, not a curated record. Lineage: Eukaryota; Viridiplantae; Streptophyta; Magnoliopsida; Poales; Poaceae. The coding region runs from base 135 to 1976 and encodes 613 amino acids. Gene Ontology annotation, molecular function: protein binding. The transcript has a single exon.